Molecule: messenger RNA, 426 nt
Organism: Ceraceosorus bombacis
Lineage: Eukaryota; Fungi; Basidiomycota; Exobasidiomycetes; Ceraceosorales; Ceraceosoraceae
Source: the annotation of a GenBank genome assembly
AUGCCGCCGCUGGAUGGCGGGCAUAGCCAAGAGCAGCACGGCACAUGGUUCGCUGCCGAGCGGCGCGCCCUCGUCAAGUCCGUUGGCUUCUUAGCCGCCAUUGCCCGUUGGAUUCUCUGGAUUCUCUUUCCCGGUAGCUUUCUGCUCAUACCCUGGAUCAUCCUCAUAUCCGCAUAUGGUCCGACUUCCUAUCCAAGGAUCAUAGCGCUCGUCGCUUUUCUCGUGCAUGCGUUCAUCCUCUUUGACCUCCAUGAGCAUGGCUACAUAGGUGUGGAAGGCAUUGAUGACGCCGGCUUCGCAUUCACAAUCUUUACAUAUUACGAGGCGGCAAUCUUUGCUGUUUUCCUUCUCUUUCGCCUACUAAUGGUCAAGCGGGCCGACGGGGGAGGCACCGAGUCUUCAACAGAGCGGGCUAAAACGACCUAG